This is a messenger RNA of Vombatus ursinus (common wombat), 1832 nucleotides long. RefSeq names its product glutathione synthetase (gene GSS). Lineage: Eukaryota; Metazoa; Chordata; Mammalia; Diprotodontia; Vombatidae. The coding region runs from base 114 to 1538 and encodes 474 amino acids. Gene Ontology annotation, cellular component: cytosol. Gene Ontology annotation, biological process: glutathione biosynthetic process. The record is from RefSeq and is a predicted model, not a curated record. The transcript is spliced from 13 exons. Gene Ontology annotation, molecular function: glutathione binding; ATP binding; glutathione synthase activity.
GGCCCUCUCCUCCGUUCCUCCCUCCCUUCCGGGGCUAGGGAGCCUCCCACCCUGGAGCGGCGCUGGAAGCCAAGUUGCUGCGGCCUGGGUUGUGCGAGCGCUAGGUGGGGGUGAUGGCAACCAGCUGGAAAAGCAUUCUGCAGAAUGAACAGCAGCUACAAGAGCUGGCCUGGCAGGCCGUGGACAAGGCCUUGAUGGAGGGAGUGCUGAUGAGAACCAAGCAGGACCCCGGCUCCUCUAAUAUUGUAAGUUAUGCCCCCUUCACCUUGUUCCCCUCCGCAGUACCCAGAGAGCUUCUGGAGCAAGCCUAUGAGGUACAAGUGGACUUCAACCUCCUCGUGGACACAGUCAGCCAAGACUCAGCCUUCUUGGAACAGACUCUCUCCAGCACCAUUAAAAUAGACGACUUCAUCGCUCGGCUCUUUGGCAUCUACAAACAAGUCCUGAAAGAGGGCGUUGCCCAGACGGUGUUUCUAGGACUGAAUCGCUCUGAUUACAUGUUUAACCGAAGUGCAGCUGGCCCCCCGGUCCUGAAACAAAUCGAGAUCAACACCAUUUCUGCCAGCUUUGGGGGCCUCUCCUCCAAGACCCCAGCUGUGCAUCGGCACAUCCUUAAUGUCCUGGGCAAAACUAAGGAAGCAGCCAGUAUUCUCUCCAACAAUCCCAGCAAGGGACUGGCCCUGGGCAUUGCCAAAGCAUGGGAACUCUACGGUUCAUCCAAGGCUCUGGUUCUUGUCAUUGCUAAAAAAGAGGAAAGAAAUGUAUUUGACCAACACUACAUAGAACAUGACCUAUUAGCCAGGAACAUCCAUGUGAUUCGUCGAAGUUUUGAAGAUGUUGCUGAAACGGGAUUUUUGGCCCAAGACCGGAAAUUGUUUGUGGAUGGCCAGGAGAUUGCUGUGGUCUACUUCCGUGACGGCUAUGUGCCCAGUCAGUACAGCCCCCAGAAUUGGGAAGCUCGCUUGCUCCUGGAGAGGUCGUGUGCUGUUAAGUGCCCAGAUGUAGCCACUCAGUUGGUUGGGACCAAGAAGGUCCAGCAGGAGCUAAGCCGCCCAGGGGUGCUGGAGACCUUGAUACCGGACCAGCCGGAAGCUGUGGCCCGCCUGCGGGCCACAUUUGCAGGCCUGUACUCCUUGGAUGUGGGCGAAGAAGGUGACCGUGCUAUCAUGGAAGCCAUCGCUGCCCCAGACCGAUUUGUCCUGAAGCCCCAAAGGGAGGGUGGAGGAAACAACCUGUAUGGGGAGGCGAUAGCACAAACCCUGGAGCAGCUAAAGGCCAGUGAGAAGAGAGCCUCCUACAUUCUCAUGGAGAAGAUUGAGCCUGAGCCCUUUGGGAACUGUCUCUUGCAAGCUGGGGUACCUGCACAGAUGACCCAGUGCAUUUCAGAGCUGGGCAUCUUUGGUGUUUAUGUCAGGCAAGGGAAGACGCUGGUGAUGAACAAGCAUGUGGGGCACCUUCUUCGUACCAAAUCCACGAAAUAUGCAGAUGGUGGGGUGGCCGCUGGAGUAGCUGUCCUAGACAACCCCUAUCUAGUGUGAGGGAACGUGGUUAUACUGCCCGUGUGUGUAUGCAGGGCGGGGCAGGGCCUGGCUAGUGAAUGGCUUUGGAUUCUCCCUGCUUUCUUCAGAUUUCCACUCCCUCUCUCUCCUUCUCACAGCUUAAGACUGCCUUCAGAUGACCAGAAAAGCAGCAGGAAACUUUUUUUCCUGAAUCUUAGGUCCUUGAAACCCAGUGGGAUCAGAGGCCUGCCCUGCCCCUCCCUCCCCAGAGGUCAGAUCUCAGCCUGGAAUGGAUUAGCUCCCCACCUCUCAAAUAAAGAUGCAUUGAUUAAA